UCUCAAUCCGCUACUGUGCAAGAUUGUGCGUGAAGCAUCCAUGACCAAAACACAGCAGAUGAGAGAUGAUGGAUAAACUCUGUGAAAUGCCAUCGCUACCAUCUCUAACAUAGAUCAGACCGCAAGAUUAGUGCUAAAAACAUAAAGCAACUAUGGACGAUACGUGGGAUUUUGAGUUUCUGUCGCGAAUAGCAGACAGCUGUUUAUCUUUUCUCUCGGAGUUUGUGGAGGACUGGCUUGCUAACGACAUGCGAGUAUCUAUAUUUAAAAUUCUUCUUAGCUGGCUAAUAUUUAGCCUGAUUGCUAUCCAUUUUGCUUGGAAAGUCUACGGGAAUACAGUGAACGACAUGUAUUACCGACAGGGAACCGGCCAGAACGGAGGAACACCUGACACAGCCCCUCACCUGGGUGGAUGGGACAGUGCUGCUGGGGAUACACCAAAGGUUCAUCGGGAUUAAGAAGACAAUAAAUUAAAUUUGUUAUUCAUGAGCCAGACAACUAUUGUCAUUGAUUCCAUGACUGAUGAUGAAGCAUACAUUUUGUUUGAAAGCUAAAUUGACUUUGAUUUUUUACGCAGGAAUAUAAUUUCUGUUCAUUCCAAACUGAACAAAUCUGGAUCUCUAAAGAGCAUUUGAAAACCCUGCAAAAUGUUAAAAUAAAAGAAAUUAUUGUAUUACAAAUUUCAA
Boleophthalmus pectinirostris (great blue-spotted mudskipper) is the source of this 686-nucleotide messenger RNA. RefSeq names its product T cell leukemia translocation altered (gene tcta). The transcript is spliced from 3 exons. The coding region runs from base 153 to 458 and encodes 101 amino acids. NCBI's taxonomy places the organism in Eukaryota, Metazoa, Chordata, Actinopteri, Gobiiformes, Gobiidae. The record is from RefSeq and is a predicted model, not a curated record.